This is a messenger RNA of Thamnophis elegans (Western terrestrial garter snake), 2950 nucleotides long. Its product is annotated as glutathione hydrolase-like YwrD proenzyme. The coding region runs from base 508 to 2184 and encodes 558 amino acids. The record is from RefSeq and is a predicted model, not a curated record. NCBI's taxonomy places the organism in Eukaryota, Metazoa, Chordata, Lepidosauria, Squamata, Natricidae. The transcript is spliced from 12 exons.
CAACGGAGGGGCAAGGGUGGAGCUGUCUCGUCUCGCAUCGACCUGCCCGCCUUGGGAGAGGGCGCACGUGGGGAUGGAGACAUUGUAUUGCGUGGCUUAAUCCGCGGAAAAGAACCGCUUCCCGCAACGUGGCGCCUUCUUCCAGAUCGGUUAAACUCACAAACUGCUGACCGAGCAUGUUCUUGAGGAUGCCAAGCUGAAGAAACUAUGCCCCCCCCCAUUCCAUAAUUUCUUACAGGCUCACAUCUAGAAAGAUGCUUUUUCUGUUGGCUAAAGUCACCAGCGCGCUCUCCGAAUAGCUCAUGCUUGCCCGGGGAAUCCCAACUUCCUUAUUUUGACCCCUCCUGGUGUUUUAAAAAGGAAGGAUACUAUUUGAGAAAUUUUAAGCAUAGAAUAUGAGUUCUCCAUUGGCUCCCAAGAUUGAUGGGACUCUCUGAGGGGUUCUUGCUGUUAUACUGUUCCUAGUACUAUUAGUUAAGAUUUCACAUUGGCGUCACUUAGAGAAAGAUGUCCCAGCUUAAGUUCUGUUCUCGACGAUCCCCAGUGGUUUGCUGUAAUGGCUGUGUUGCGUCAAGCCAAUCUCUUGCCACAAAUAUUGGACUUGAUAUUUUAAAGUUGGGCGGCAAUGCUGUAGAUGCUGCUGUGGCUGUUGCUGCCGCUUUAAAUGUUACUGAACCGUUCAGUACAGGGCUAGGUGGAGAUUGUUUCUGCCUGUAUUUUGAUGCAAGGACAAAGCAGGUGCAUGGUCUCAAUGGAAGUGGAAGGUCUCCACAGUCCCUCACCCUUGAACUGGUAAAAGAAUAUGGCUUUGAUGAAGCGAAUCCUCUGCCUUUUCGACAUGCAUGUAACAUCACAGUCCCUGGUGCUCCUGCUGCGUGGUGUGAUGCUGUCGUGGUGUAUGGAAGCAAACAGCUUUCCAUGGGGCAGAUUUUGCAACCAGCAAUAGAAAUGGCUGAGAAGGGCUUUCCAGUGUCUGAGAUUACUUCUUACCAGUGGAAGCAAGAUGCUCAUGUUCUUCAGUCACCUGGAAAUCAACAUGGAAAGGACCUCUUGAUCAAUGGCGAAGCACCAGAGCAUGGCCAAGUCUUCCAAAAUCCUCUUUUGGCAAACACUUUUAAGGAGUUAGCAAAAUCUGGCAAAAGAGGCUUUUACGAAGGCCAUGUGGCUAAAGCAAUUGUGGAUGUUAUUCAGAAUAAUGGUGGAGUAAUGGAUUUAGGAGACCUGAAAAGUCACGUCACUGAAAAAGUUAAGCCUAUUGUCACAAAUUACAAGGAUAUGAAUAUUUGGGAAAUUCCUCCAAAUGGGCAAGGAAUCACAACUUUAUUAGCCCUGAAUAUUUUAGAAAAUUUCAAUGUCAAAGAUCUGGACCAUAAUUCUACUCAUUACUUGCACGUUUUAAUUGAAGCAUUCAAGCUGAGCUUUACUGAUAGUUUUUGGUUUUGUGCUGAUCCGGAAAAAGGAACAGUGCCUACAGCACAGCUCCUUUCUAAAUCUUAUGCCAGAGACCGUUCACAUUUGAUCAAUUUACACAGAGCAAUUGCCCAAUAUAGUCAUGGAAAUCCCUUCCAGGUGGGCAAUGACACAGUUUAUUUUAACGUGGUGGAUGCUGAAGGCAAUGCCUGCUCUUUCACUAACAGCCUGUAUAAAGGAUUUGGUGCAGGGCUGGUGCCAGAGGGCUGUGGAUUUACUUUGCAAAACAGAGGAGCCGGUUUUUCACUACAGCAUGAUCAUCCAAACUGCCUGGGCCCUGGGAAGCGGCCCUAUCAUACAAUUAUACCAGCUCUGGCCACUGCAGCUGGUACUGGAGACCUUUUGUGCUGCUUUGGAGUUAUGGGAGGAUUCAUGCAACCACAAGGUCAGGUGCAAGUACUACUAAAUAUGUUUGAAUUUGGAAAGAAUCCACAAGAGGCUUUGGAUGCAUCUCGUUUUUAUAUAGAAUAUAGCAAAAAAGGUGCGUGGCAGGUGUUCUUGGAAGACGGCAUUCCUCAAAACAUAGCAGAUGAUUUGAGAGCCAUGGGCCAUAAUGUCCAGGAACCUGUGCUUGGUUAUGCCAGGAGCAUGUUUGGACGUGGUCAAAUUAUCACCAAAGGAGAAUGGUGGAGACAACAAUCCCUCUCUUCUUCCUACAGUGUACUUUGGGCUGGAUCUGAUCCUCGAGCUGAUGGUUGUGCAUUGGGAUACUAGUAUGAAAAGAAAAGAUGGCAAGAUUGAGUGAAUAGAAACAGAUUUCCAAGUGACAUAGCAUAAUCAUAUACUAGAAAACAGAGGGGGCAUAAUUUGAUAAUAGUCCAUGUUUUGCACGAAGAAACCCCAGGUUCAGUUAUUUCAUUUAUUUGCCUGGAAUAUGGGAUAUUGCAGGGGUGUCAAACUCAAGGCACAGUCAAACCUGUGGGAUGUUAGAUCAGGCCGGCUUGGAAAUAGCGAAGGACCAGCCCACAGUGCCUCUGCUAGUGAAAAUGCCCUGCUCGUACCCCAAUUUGGCUGGCAGAGUUCUUCAGGAAGCCGUCUAGGCUGAAAAUUGGGCACAGGAGGCCGCGUGCUAGGCCUCUGUGCCCCAUUUUGGCUGGCAGAAUGCUGCAGGAGGCGUUUGUCCCGACUGCUAUCCAUCCUGUCUCUCCCAUCCCCACCCCUGGCCAACCCACAGAGGACAACAAUGCUGAUCUGACCCUCUAAGAAAUCCAGUUUGACACCCCUGGGAUAAUGGGAUACUCAUCUGCUACUCAGAUUAGGGCAUAUUGGUUGCUUUUUUCUCAUAAUGCUUAAUCAUGGUUUUUCUCAUAAUGCUUAAUCAUGGUUUAUUAAACAAACCAGGAAGAUAAAAGUAAUUCUAUUUUUUUUUUAAACCACUUCUUGGUUUGUUUCCUCCAUGCUUUUCUUCCAAUAUCAAGAAAAGUAAGGGCAACAUACAACAAAACCAGAAGUCAGAAUUCCAAGUUUCAAAGGAAAAGAC